CAAAAUACAGAGAAAAAUAAAGUUGGCAAUUAAGGGAGAUAAUGGCGUAUUUUCAAUGACAAUACACGAAGCUUUUUAAAACUCAUUGAGUGAAAACUGUUGCUGAAAAUCCAAAAAUUUGAAAGUCAUUCUGAAACUUACGACUUAGAGAUUGAGUAUUCACUAAUCUAGAAAGGCAUGGCUAGGAUGUUAACUUCAACAAUAUAGACAUAGAAUCUAUUUAUCCAUAACUGCACCUAAUGGAUGGCGGUAAAUCAGAGGCAUCCGUAAUGAAUAUAGAAAUGAUGGUAGUUUAUCCGGAAGGACAUGAAGAAAAGAGACUUUUUGUCACACCUGGAAAUCUUGUUAAAGAGGAGAAAAUGAAAUUGCUUCGACACAUUAAUAUCGAGGAUCCAGAGGACUAUGUUUUACUUCUAAUUGCUCCUAACAAACUUCAAACAGUUUUAGAUGAUUCUGAGUAUUUGGAGACUUAUUUAGAGGAUAUGGCUACUAGUGCAGAGUCCUAUUUGGAAAUCAGGAGAAAAAAUGCUGCUUUUACUGUUAUACAAAGACCAGUUAAUACACAAUGGAUGAACAUAGCCUUAAAAUAAAAUAUUUUAUUUAUUCAUUUAUUUUUGCUACUAGCAUUGCCAUCAGAAAUUUAUAUUUUUAUUGUUUUAUUUGGUUUUACUUAUUAUAUUUAUUUAUGGAUAUUUUUCACUAAAGUUUUUAUUAUUUUACUCUGUCUGUCUGGUAAGAAGUUUGUACACAUCUUUUCUCCCACACCCUUCUCGGAUCAAGUUGAAAUUUUGAGAAUUAUUCAUUGGCAUAGAAUGAAAUAAAUCAAUAAACAAUAUUAACCAAUAAGUCAAUUGAUCAAUGGUAAUCAAUUAUUUUCUUUGAUACCACCAAGGGAAAUUAAUCCUUCAGUAUUUACAGAUAUGUAU
This is a messenger RNA of Biomphalaria glabrata, 926 nucleotides long. RefSeq lists its product as uncharacterized. NCBI's taxonomy places the organism in Eukaryota, Metazoa, Mollusca, Gastropoda, Planorbidae. The record is from RefSeq and is a predicted model, not a curated record. Bases 240 to 590 code for a protein of 116 amino acids. The transcript is spliced from 6 exons.